Molecule: messenger RNA, 2007 nt
Organism: Phaedon cochleariae (mustard beetle)
Lineage: Eukaryota; Metazoa; Arthropoda; Insecta; Coleoptera; Chrysomelidae
Source: the annotation of a GenBank genome assembly
AUGACUCCAGAAAAACCUGGCCAAGAAGGAGAUACUGAGAGGAAACAUUAUAAUAGAUCUCUAGAAGCACUGGCGAAACAGAUCAAGCACUUAGAGAAAUUGGUUUUCGAUUCCUACAAACCCAAGAAGGAACUUGCAGAGAUAAGCUCCAAGCUGACUUAUCACGUGAAUCAGCUACAGAAGGAAUUGCUUAGAAGAAAGCCAGAUGAAAUUACAAGCGGAGAAAACCCAGCCAUAAUAAAACAGACAAGGACCAUAGAGACACAAGUGACAGAAGAAGAAAUUCUAGAGGAGUGGGCGAGUAGAAGGUCACAAAAAAGAGCAGAAAUCGAAAGAGUUCUCAAUAACGAGAAGGAGUUUGAAAGUCUCGCAGAAAUUUUGGAUGAAGAGUGGCCGGAAGAAUUCUACAGAGUCGCACAACUGGAACCAAAAACGUUUCUUCAACUAGAUUCGAACGAAGAUCUCGCGAUAUUUAUGGAUCCCAAAGGAGUGAAAGAAGAGGAAUAUAAUGAACUUCUGGCCCAAUACCCCGCCAUCGCCCCCCUGGUGAGAGAAGGUCUCGUAGAAGGAAAAAUGGACUUCGUGAAGUUUCAAAUUGGAAUAACCAGUAGCAGAAAUGAUCAGGAGCAGGAGAAUUACACUCAGUCUGUUUUCAUCCUCCCAAUGACGAUGGAUGACAGCGGAGUGGAAGACGUGGAAAUGAUCCACAAACUUACAGUUCAGCUCAAAAUCGAAAUGGAGAAAACCGACAGAAAACGACUGAGGAUUGGCGCCCUGGGAAGAAUUGAUAUGAAAUACCUUCGGAAAUGCACGGAAUUUAGUCUACGAGGCCUAGAUAUGAAGGCAACAAUCUGCAUCAAAGAGGAAAAGAAAACACAGGGAGAUAGAUCAGGAACAAAUGGAGGAAAAAAGACCAGGAACUCGGACAAGGAUAGAAUAAUCAUAAAGGCACAAGAAGAUUUGAUACUGGAUAUUGCUGAAAGCUACAUUUAUAUCGAGGGAAAAUUCAUCCCGAACGAUUUAGCAAAAACCUGCCAUCUGUCCAAUAAUGCGCUCGCAUUUCUGUUCGAUGAAAUCCGUUAUGAAAUGGGUGGCGAACAGGUGUGUUUGAUUCGAAAACCGGGCAUUACCACUACAAUGAAAAGUAUGAUAUCUUAUGGUGAGACAAGCACCAAAUUUUUAGACACGGUUGGAUGGGGUCUCGAUGAAAAUAAACAGGUGAUUCUAGAUACACCCAGUCAUACAUUCAGCGGAAAACUACCGCUUAAAUUUUUAAUGGGGUUUGCAGAGGACUAUAAUAAAGGAAUUCUGAAUAUAAAGCAGGAGCUUAUACUCAUCAUAGCACGCUCAUUCAAAAACUCCUAUAUGGGGGAAGUUGAUGCGAAUGUGACGAUCAACAAAAUCGAAUGGAAGAUAAGGCAUGUGAUGCCGUCCGAUAGGCAGAAAUUGAAGUUGUUGAAUCGAUUGAAUAAAAGUUCUACAGCAAAAAUCAAGUUAGCAUACAGGAUGUGGGAUUUGUAUGAGUUACCGGCCAUUCGUGAAACAGCUUCAGAUAUUUGGGCUAUCAAAACAACUAGUAGCCUCGAGCGCCCGCGAUACAUCAUUAUCGGUUUUCAAUGCUCCGAUAAUACAGAUGAUAGAUCCAAGGACGCUACGAAAUUCAUUCACGCAGGAGUGAAUAAUAUUCGCCUUUACUUGAAUUCAGAAGUUUACCCAUAUGAGCGCUGGAAUUUGGAUUUUGACAGAAAGUUAGAUGCUGUGGCUUACUAUGCAUACGAAAAUUUCCAACGUAGUUACUAUGGCAAAGAUAUGGGUGAACCAAUGAUGAGUAUUGAGGAGUUCCGAAAAAAUCCGUUAUUCAUCAUCGACUGCUACCACCAACCCGAUGCGAUGAAAACUUCUACUGUCGACAUCAAAUUGGAGUUUGAAACCCGCGAAACGAAGUUUCCACCAAACACAAAGGAUAUCCUAGUAUACAAACAAGCUAAAAAGUAUAAAGUAAAAUAG